This is a messenger RNA of Teleopsis dalmanni, 1356 nucleotides long. RefSeq names its product ATP-binding cassette sub-family G member 1-like. The transcript is spliced from 5 exons. Gene Ontology annotation, molecular function: ABC-type transporter activity; ATP hydrolysis activity; ATP binding. NCBI's taxonomy places the organism in Eukaryota, Metazoa, Arthropoda, Insecta, Diptera, Diopsidae. The record is from RefSeq and is a predicted model, not a curated record. Gene Ontology annotation, cellular component: plasma membrane. The coding region runs from base 1 to 1356 and encodes 451 amino acids.
AUGCUCGAUGCCAAAGUUAUACUCAAAGGAGUCAGUGGACGCCUACGGUCAGGUGAACUUACUGCCAUCAUGGGUCCUUCGGGUGCUGGUAAAAGUACAUUGCUUAACAUACUUUCCGGUUACAAAACAUCGAGCAUUGAAGGCGUCGUCACUAUGAACGGCCACGAACGUAACUUGAGCGCAUUCCGCAAAUUGUCGGCGUACAUUAUGCAGGACAAUCAGUUGCAUGGUAACUUAACUGUCCAGGAAGCAAUGACCGUGGCCACAAAUUUGAAAUUGAGCAAGAAAUUUACCAAACCUGAGAAGAAUUCAAUGAUUGACGAUAUUUUACUGACACUAAGUUUAAGUGAACAUCGUAAUACAUUGACGCGUAAUCUAUCAGGCGGACAAAAGAAACGUCUCUCUAUUGCCUUGGAGCUAGUUAGCAAUCCACCGAUUAUGUUCUUUGAUGAGCCGACGUCUGGUUUAGAUAGUUCAACUUGUUUCCAGUGCAUACAUUUGUUGAAAAUGUUAGCAGCUGGUGGUCGAACCAUCAUUUGCACCAUACAUCAGCCUUCAGCACGUCUCUUUGAAAUGUUCGAUCAAUUAUAUACGCUCGCCGAUGGACAAUGUGUUUAUCAGGGCAGCACAAAACAAUUAGUGCCAUUCCUUGGAACUCUCAAUUUAGAAUGUCCCAGUUAUCACAAUCCAGCCAGUUAUGUGAUCGAGGUUGCUUGUGGUGAGCAUGGUGAUCACACACGCAGAUUAGUCGAUGCUAUCGAUAAUGGCAAGAAAGAUAUACGCACAUCAGCCGAUUAUGCUAACUUAAAAGUACGUACAGAUCUAGUUAAGGUGCACAAUAUAAAAGCUAAUGUCAGUGGCGGUAAAUACGAGGGUAAUCUGACAAUGAAUAAUGGCAUUUUAAAUGGUAAUUUAGUGAAUGAUAUUGCCAAAGAUUCUAGUGUUUCCAAUCCCACUACAGCUGUGGUUAGUACUAAUGAAAAAGGUGAUGCUAUGAUCGAUAUGGAGAAAGCUGAUAAUUGCACAACAGCUUUGCUAUCGGCAGAAAUAACUUCCCCCGAGCGUUAUCCCACUUCACAGUUUCAUCAAUUCUGGGUUGUGCUUAAGCGUACACUCUUGUUUAGUUAUCGUGAUUGGACUCUGAUGUAUCUGCGCUUAUUUGCUCAUUUAUUGGUUGGUUUUCUAAUCGGUGCUCUCUACUACGAUAUCGGUAACGAUGGUGCUAAAGUCUUGAGUAAUUUGGGUUUUCUCUUUUUCAACAUGUUGUUCUUGAUGUAUACUUCCAUGACAAUAACGAUCUUAUCAUGUACGUCAUUUUCAAUCAAUUUUAUUAUGUGCAUUUUAUUAGAUGCAUAA